Molecule: messenger RNA, 408 nt
Organism: Drosophila obscura
Lineage: Eukaryota; Metazoa; Arthropoda; Insecta; Diptera; Drosophilidae
Exons: 2
Coding region: 96-365 (89 amino acids)
Molecular function (GO): chitin binding
Source: RefSeq, a predicted model, not a curated record
UGUGAGUGUCCGUAUGCCGGAUGGAUGUUGAAUUGUAACUGCCGACUAUAUAAGACAGCGUAUCAGUUGGGGAAAGAAACAUUCCGAAGACCAAAAUGAAAGCCGCUCUUGUUUUCCUGUGCCUGGCGCUGCUCGUGGGAGUGUCCUUUGCCGCAUCUAUUUGCAAUCCUGAUGGCGACGGCAAACCCGACUGCGUUGGACGUGCCGGACUCGUGAGCCGCGACUACUGGGAUCCCACCCAUUACUGGGUCUGCGAUAGCUCCGGCAAUGCCGUGCUCGCGGCAUGCCAGCAGCAGGGAUUCGAUCCCAAGACUGGCGAAUGCGUCGACUGGUCCCUCUGGCAAUGGUAUGCCCCAUGCCCCUAGGCAACUUUGACAAAUAAAAUGCCGAUGGCAUCUAUAAACCAAA